GAUCAAAGGUGAAGUGGUGUGGGGAGGCAGACCAGGCCUGGAGCUCGCCAUGAGGCUGCCACUCCUCCUGUGUCUGCUGUGGGGCUCAGCAGCUGCACCCCCAGGCCCCCCGUGGCUCGAGCCCCUGUUCGGGCGCCUGGCAUCCCCUGGCUUCCCCGAGGACUAUGGCAACAACCAGGAACAGGUCUGGACGCUGACGGCGCCCCCCGGCUUCCGGCUACGCCUGUACUUCACCCACUUUCACCUGGAGCUGUCCUACCUGUGCGAGUACGACUUCGUCCAGCUGAGCGCAGGGACGGAGGUGCUGGCCCGGCUGUGUGGGCAGGAAAGCACCGACACUGAGCCAGCGCCGGGCAACCAGACCUUCCGUUCACCCGGCCAACGCAUGGACGUGACCUUCCGCUCCGACUACUCCAACGAAAAACCCUUCACCGGUUUCGAGGCCUUCUAUGUGGCUGAGGGUGAGCCCAGGCGCGAGGACACUGCAUGGGCCAACCUCAGGACCAGCAUCUAUCUAGGCCAUGACUCCCCCUACUCAGCCUCAGUCUAG
Molecule: messenger RNA, 550 nt
Organism: Erinaceus europaeus (western European hedgehog)
Lineage: Eukaryota; Metazoa; Chordata; Mammalia; Eulipotyphla; Erinaceidae
Product: mannan-binding lectin serine protease 2-like
Exons: 3
Coding region: 50-550 (166 amino acids)
Biological process (GO): complement activation, lectin pathway
Molecular function (GO): serine-type endopeptidase activity
Source: RefSeq, a predicted model, not a curated record